UUUGGUGUUGUGCGUAAUGUUUUCGAUGUUGUAAACAAAGUGAUCACACAUCUUAAAGAAUUCCCAAAGUACGCGCAAAAAGCUAAAGAAUUUUCCAGCACAAUUAGAAUGUUUUCAACUAAUGUAAGUUAUUGGGAAACACAACUGGGAAAAUUGGACAUUCGAGAACAGUUUAAACUGAAAUUUGAUGAAAAGUUGAAAAGCGUUUGCAAUAAGUUUCGUUCAUUGUUAACUGAGAGCGCCCAGCGAGUCUACGGUGAUAAGGGAAGCGUUAUAAAAUCUCUCCGUGCAUUCAUUACAAGAGAAACCGAUACAUUCAUAACACAAUCUGUAGCGAAGCUAAGUGUAAUAAAACAGCCGAUGGAAAAAGCAAGAGAAGAUGCCAAUGAAAUGUUGGAAAUAAUUGCUUUGAUUUGAGCAACGUUGCUUAAAAUGAGACCCUUCUCCGAAAAUUUUACGCCGAUACUUACAGCAAUCAAACGUUUGCCAAGUUGCAAAGAUAUGCGGUCUAUAUUUGGUGAAUUGUCAACGCACUGCGGAAAACAAAUUAUUUCAUUUGGUCAAUCAGCGUACAAUGAAUUCUCUAAGGUGUAUGCAAACAUUGAAGCAUUUCUUCAACUAAUGCCAGAAAACUUGGAGGAAUUGAGUUUACAAAAAUGUCUUCCAGGUGGAACAUGUUUAUCAGACGCACUUAAAAGUCAAGCUCGUGAAGUAUUCAAUGAGAUGAAAACACUGAAAAACAGUUUUGGUAUUUUUCAUAACGUCACGGAUAAGAUAGAAACAUGCAAAAAGAAAGUGGAAGCUAUUUACAGUGUCAUUACGAACGUGAAAAACAUUUCGAAUUUGAUUGAAGAAUUUUCCUUGAAAGACGACACUCGACUAAUUGAAGAAUUAUCUUCAACAUUAAGAGGCAAAAUUUCUCAUGCUGACGAAGGUGUAAAAGUUAAACGACGUUCCGCCGCAAACGUUCCAAAGACAAUUUCCGACUACGUAAGAAAAGUCAACAAGACUGAAGAAGCAAUCCAAUCUUUGGUUGAUAAUGUCAUCAGUCCAAUGAAAACAUUCUACACCGAUAAUAUUGAGCCUUUUAACAAAAAACUUCAGCGCAUCCUUAAAACGUUGAACAAUUAUAAUAAGUUAGUGAUAAAAUCUCAAGAUAUAAGCCAAAUUCUCAACCUGCAGCCAUCGCUUCAUACUUUAGUCAAUAAUAUAAUUACCUUCAUCAAAAACGCUCAAAAUGCUGUCGGCAAAAUUUUGGAUCCAAUUCUCGACGUUCUUUCCAAAACUGGCGAUUUUACCAGUAUCUUUGAUAGUAAACUUAGUCAUUAUGGGACAAAGAUUAUAGAAGCGUCAAAAAAAUUAGACGACCUACUUAAAAAAGUCACAUCUUUCCUAAACUCAAUACAACUGCGUCAAAAGGGACUUUCAAGUGCCAGUUACAAAUCUUGGGACCAAUACACGCAUUGUUCUUCAGAUGUUUGUUUGCGAUUGAUACGUCGAUCUUCCAAACCCUACCUUAAUCUGAUAUUUCCACUUAAGUUUCCUCAUUUGGACGACCUGUCCUCCACAUCCUUAGCAAACAACGGUAAAUGGCCAGUCCCCGGACUAUUUGAUGAUUACAAAAUUCGCAGCAUCGAGCAGUUGUCCAGCAAUGAGAUGAUACUUGGAAUGAAAGGAGUUGGAGUUAAUACGGGAAAAGCGUCGCUGUUAGUUGUGGUCAGGAUCCAGUCUUCACAGACUGAGAUACUUAAAAUCAUUCAGAUCAAGAAAGACGGAAAACCAUUUCCAAUAAGCAUGGGUGGCAUAGUUAUUCUCAAAUCAACUUUAAUAUGGAUCGCACACGACGAUGGUCUCUACGCAGUAAAAUUGUCUGAUGUCCGGGCUAGCAUGGCAUCUAAACGUCCAACUACGAUUGCUGUCGUCAAAAACAAAGCUGUUCCGUAUAAAGUGCAAUCUAUUUCGCAUGACAGCACAGGCAUGGAGGUCUGGGUUCUAGAGGGCAAACGAUCGUAUAGCUACGCUGUUAGCCCAUAUGGAGAUAUUUUGAGCGAAAUGAAACAAUUAACAAUACCAGAGCCUGCUCGAGGUUUUACAAUAGUUCGACAAUAUGGAAUCAAAUACGGAUGUCUUGCAAAGUGCGAAUUGGUGAUUGGUUACCAGUGCCGAAUAGAAUUUCAUAAUGUGUCAAAUGGUGUUCUUAGCGAGUCUAGUAUUUUAAGAGUGGUAAGGACGCCGUCUGGUCUCGAGGCAGUGCAAACAGUUGGUGAAGACAAGGUCAUCGCAGCGUUUUCAAGCGCGGUGAUAUCAGAAAAAGAGAAGAUUGAACGAAUUGGAGGAGACUUCGAAGAUCGCUUUUUUAGAAUGUACGUUCCAGUUCUUAAGACUGAGUUUACAAUAACCGAGAAUUGUCUUUACUUCCAAGUUGCAGGAAAUACAAUAAUUCCACGAUCGCGUUUGGUACCAUUUGGAAAAAAGAAAUGUGGAAAUGACCGGAAACGAAGGAGUGCAGACAAUAUUAUUGAAAGGGAUAUAUAUACGAAAGAGCUGGCGAGAGUUCGACGAAGUCAACGGCAGACCAAUGGCGAAAUAUCAUGCCUGUGGAAUCAUGACGUUGAGCUGGCCAAAGACUCAUAUCCACUUGUACCCGAAGUAAGUUCUACUAUCAUAGUAUUUGGCAUACCAAUCACAUUUUUCUUCAGUUCUACGUUCUUUUACUCUGUAAACACCAGAGUGUCGCUAUGUAUCCCAGAACGACAGAUUCACAUUGCUCUUAUUCCUGGAGUGUGGUUGACUGUUGAAGCUGGCGCAAAAGUUUCUCUGAUUGUUGUAGAAGCAGGUAUAACCAUAGAAGCAAAAAUUCUGCAAACAAAGCUUAUUCCAAAGAUCAUAGUUAGUGUGAAAAAGUGGCCAUUAAAUGCUUGCCUAGAGCUCAAACUCGACACUAACCCUCUCGCUGUACGUGUAUAUCCGUGGUUCCGUCUUAGGGCAUGCUUUUCAUUCCGUUGGAAAAGCAUAGGGUGGGGAAUAAAAAUUCCAAUACCAUAUAUAAGGUGGUGUUCAAGACGCGAGUUAAAUGGAAUUAGAUGGUCAACGUCUUCCAUUCACAAACUGCUGUUCAGAAACUGUGGGCAAGAUUCUGACAACACUCCACCCGGUAUCGGAGUGUGCAAGGCAAAACAGGUUGGACACAAAAAGUACUUUGUUCAAUGGCAUGGUUUCACCGAGGAUAGUAACAUUCAAACAUACAUCGUCACAAUUGGCUCAUCUGCUGGCUCAGGAGACGACCAUUUUUCGAGGGAACACGAGCGUCAAAGCCUUGUUGUCGACAAUAUUGACAUUGCAGAAGGUAGGGCAGUUCAUGCCGGAGUACAAGCAGUUAAUGGGCAUGGUUUAAAAAGUGGCAUAGCGAAAUGUGAACCAUUUCCAGCAACACAAAAUCCACCUUUGCUGAACUUUUUAAACGACGGAAACCCCACGUAUGACAUUGAUUACCAAACAGACAAUACAACCUUAUCGUUAUAUUUUAGUCUAAAGAAAUCAUUUCAAAAUAUCUCAAGUGCUCGCUGGGGAGUCUCGACUAAACCAAGCUGCACACAAGAAGCUGAUUUUAUUUCACUCCGAGAAACGGGUGGAAGUUUUGAUCUCAAAAAGACUGGUCUUGUUCUUCCAACUGGUUCAAAGUACUACGCAAGAGUGAUUCUUAUCAACAGCUUAGGAAUGACUACCAUCGCCUGUACAGAUGGUGUUACAAUAGAUAUAACUCCUCCUGUACCUCAAAAUUUCACGAUUGGAAAAGGUGGUGGAAAAUUUAUACCCUCUACAAGACGAAUAUUUGGCAAAUUUAUCCACUUCGUUGAUAACGAGAGUCCAAUGGCUAAGUACGAGUGGAAACUUGUUGAUGAAAGGACCAAAACAGACACCACACAAUUUCAAAACAUUCCUGUCGAGCAAAAUUCGAUGCUAAUAGAAAGAUUGAGCUUAACCUCAGGGGCAAAAUACACGGCCGUACUCAAAGGUACCAACGCAGCAGGUCUUCACGCCAUCAUCAAUGUGACUGGAAUAAUUCCUGAUAUCACUCGUCCACGUUGCAAUGGUAAACCUAGAGAUGUACUUGGAUUUAAUGAUAUUGAGGAUAAAGAUUUCGUUUCACAAUUUGCAAAUCUUACAGCCUUGUUUACUUGCUACGAUAAUGAAAGCGGUGUGGACAAUAUCAAAGCUGCCGUUGGCACUUACCCCGGAGGAGACGAUAUUCAUCCGUUCACAGAUAUAAGACACUUAUUCCUAAAAGUUUCAGAUUACUCACAUACUCGAUGGAUCUCAUUUGUCAACGUCUCUUUGACUGAGCGUGUUAGGUACUAUACAACAGUCCGAGUUGAAGACAGAGCAGGCCAUAAAACAACUUCCAGCAGCGAUGGAGUAUUGAUCGACACAACAAAGCCCAAAGUUCAAUAUGAGUAUAUCAGAGAUGGUAUUCAAGGUAUCGAUAAAAAAUACAGCAAUCAAAUUUAUACCUUUCCCGCACAUUGGGAAAAUGCAUUUGCAGAUUUAGAAAGUGGAAUUAGGGAGUAUUUUGUGGGACUUGGUUCCAAACCCGGAUUGGAUGACAAGUCUUCCUUUGUAUCACAAAAGUUGGUAACAAAGGCUUGGAUUAAAGGCAAUAACUUGACAAAUGGAGUGAAAUACUUUGUAACGGUCAUUGCAUGUAAUCAAGUGGGAAUGUGCAUAAAUGGUAGUAGCGAUGGAGCAAUGGUAGACUUUGUUAAACCGCAUAUCGGCCUGGUCACACCAGGUCAUGAUGGACCACCUCUAAGUAUAACUUGGAUAAGCCAAUCAGCGUGGGCUCGAUGGGAAUGGUGUCCAAUGGACAAGCAAAAGCAACCUGAUCUGCUUAACAUGUGUGAUAGGAACAGCUUCUAUGACUCACAUUCAGGAAUACGACGGUUUGGUAUGACUGUGUUAUCAUAUGAUACUGCUAGUCAAGUAGGUGAUGUGAAAAUAGUCGGACGCGUUCAAAUUGCUGGUAUUCACGUCAAACUAUCUAACGGCGUGUUUUCUGUAGUUGUCGAGGCUCAAGACAGGGCUGGAAUUAAAGCCAGCGCUCUUUCCAAAGCUUUUGUAGUUGACAGUACCCCACCAACUAUUACCAAACUCUAUCAUGGCGUCCAAAAUAUGGCAGUCGCAUAUACAUCCACAAAGGAAUACGCCUUUAAAGCUUUCUUUGAAAUUAGUGAAGACCUAUCAAGUAUCCACUCCUACAGCGUUGGUGUCUCAACAAUUCCUAAAGCUGACGACAUAAUAAAAUUUCAGAAAUAUUACGUCCCAGUGGGAUUAAAUACAAUUCUCGUGAAUUGGACGGCACUGGCUCCAAUAACUUUAAUAUAUCAAUAUCGUUAUUACAUAACGGUCAAAGCAACCAAUAAAGCUGGACUGCUUUCGAUUGCUUCAUCACAGCCAUUAUUAUUUGACAACAAACCACCCUUCAUAACACGUGUAAUAGACGGAUGGGGAAUAAGGGACUCUCAAUUUCAUCCGUUUCCAAACACAUACCGUAUACAUUGGACAAAGCCAUUGGACGUUUCUGGAACACAGCAAAUCGACGUUUGUUUGAGUUCGAAAAAAUAUGACCACCUUUGUAAUCUGUUUCCAACAGUUAAAAUAUUGCCAAAAGCAAAUGCAUACAUCUUUGGGAAUGUCUCAUUCAGGUCUGGCCAGCAAGUGUUUGCGCUUGUAAAAUUUACAGAUAAAGCAGGUAAUUAUGAAAGCUUUUGGAGUGAUGGUGCGCUGGUUGAUACCACCAAACCUAUCGCCGGCAAAGUGAACGAUGGAAAAUGGGGGGCUGACAUAAGAUAUCAACGUGAAAUAAAUAUUCUUCAUUCAACUUGGUCAGGAUUCCAUGAAAAUGAAAGCUUCAUUCAUCACUACGAAUUAGGAUUUGGUACUUCGCCCAACAAGACAGACAUUCAGCCAUUCACAAGUGUUGGUUUGUCCACUUCGGCAGCGUCAGCAAACCUUCAGGUUUCAAGGCUUACUAAUGGACGGGUAUAUUUUGCACAUGUUGUGGCAUACAAUAUCCUUGGAAUAAGGAGUGACAUAGCAGUUUCCGAUGGAGUUUUGAUAGAGGCAACGCCACCUGUUUUUGUACUCCCUGUGAAGGACGGAUCUAUGUUAAGUGUUGACUAUCGUUACACAAAUAAUGUCCAUUCGUUGGCAUUAAAUUGGAAGUGUGAAGAUAAAGAAAGCAGUUUAAAGAAAGUUUCAGUUUGCAUUGGUUCACAGCCAGGUGAAGAAGAUGUCGUUCGCUGUCAGCAAGUUUUACCUUUUCAAAAGGUUAUUGCUUUUAAUGGCCUCAAUCUAAUGCAAGGGAUGCAAUAUUUUUCAACAGUUAGAUGCACAAACAACGUGGGGAUGGAGAAUUCCAUGUCAAGCAAUGGCAUAGUGGUAGAUCGCUCCCCACCAUCAUCUCGAUACAUAAGUGUUGGUGAAAAUGCAUAUCAAAGUUUGAAAAAAGUUGGACUCGGCACAUGGGUAAACAUACGUUGGAAGUUUGUUGAUUUUGAAAGCAACAUUUUUAAGUACAAUGUUUCCAUCUUAAAAAAUGAAAGUACGGAGAUUGUAGCAGGCCCUUGGUCAUUUGACGGAAAUCAAACAUCUGAACAGUUCUUGUUAAACAUGAGUGGUAUACGGAACGGAAAACAUUAUGUUGUGUCGGUUACAGCUCAAAAUGGCGCUGGUCUUACAUCUAAAGCAACUAGCAUCAGUUUUGUUGUCGAUGCAACAUCUCCCAUUUGCAGUGACGUGUAUCAUUCUACUGUGGAUAGUGAGAAAACCAGUUUUAGUAGCUACACAGAAAAACUGGUUCUUCACGGAAACUGUAGCGACUUCGAGACGGGAAUAUUAAGUUACGAAUUUGCAAUUCAAGAACGUUUGACGUCUACUUAUGUCGUUCCAUUCUAUCGCAUAAAAGUACGCGAUACUUCGUCAUUGUUUGUUGUUGAUGGACUCGGUAAAUACCCUGUGACACUUCGAAAUGACGGCCAAUACAUUGUUGGACUUCGCGUGGCGAACAAUGUUAAUUUAACAAGCGUUUAUUGGUCUGAUGCUGUUGUCAUUGACACGACGGAACCAAAAUUUCGCCUAAUACGAUAUUCAUACCGUGGUCACGAAAAUGUAUUUCAGGUGGUUUGGGAGCUUUUUGAUAAAGAAAGUAACAUCAAAAAUAAUGAAUGGGCUUUAAGUGCUGUAACUAAUUCUGAGAAUGCACUACGUUUCCAUAAAGUUCAUGGAAAUAUUUCGGAAAUUACAAUUUCUAAUGCGUUCUUCAGUCCGGGAAAAAUGUACCGCAUUCAUUUCAGAGCAACCAAUCAUGCAGGAUUAACGACGUCGUUCGGGUCAACUGGUGUUUUUGCAGAUUUAUCUCCACCUUCAGCUGGUCGGGUGAUCGCAGACUUUGUUCUCCCAGAGGCGUACGAUGGUAAUUCGUUCAUGAGCGAAGGUGCGUCGUUCAUGGUGAAAUGGAGUGGAUACAUCGAUAUGGAGAGCGGCAUAGCAUCAUAUAAAUGGGCCAUCGGUUUGAAUCUCGAAGAAACUCUUCGUGCAGAAGAGAACCACUACACAAAUGUUUUGUUUGAAAGCUCUUUAAAUAGUGUCGAAAUUGCAAACCAAACAAUACAUUCAAAUACAACUUACUAUGUUUGUAUUAGAGUCACAAAUGAGGCUGGACUUUCCGUUACGAAUUGUUCAAAUGGAGUUUACGUGAAGUUAGGGAAAUUGACUGCUGGAGCAGUAUAUGACGGACCUCUUCAAAGAGACAUCGAUUUUCAAUUGGAUGAUAAAGCAAUGUGGACUCAAUGGUCAGGAUUUGAGGAUCCAGUGUAUGGUCUUCUGGGUUAUUCAUGGUGUUAUGGAGAAGCUACUUACGAGGAAAACGAAACAUUUUCAUGUGCAAUACCGUUGCAGUCAGUUGAGCCACCUCUCAGGAGAUCUGCCCACCAAUUUCAUGGAAUUACAUUAAUGGAUGGAAAGCAUUACAGCGUAAAAGUCAAAGCAGUUAAUCGAGUAAACAAAAGUGUUGAGGCAAUUUCUAAUGGCGUAACAGUCGAUAGAACUCCACCAGAUCCAGGCACACUAUUGAUUGGUGGUAAGCAAGCAACUAAAACUAUGUAUAUCAAAGAAACGAUUGCACCAACCAUAACAUGGACAAUGGGUGACAAGGAAAGUGCGAUGAAGAAGUAUUAUAUCGGAGUGGGCACUUUUCCAAAUUCAGAUAAUCUAAUGAAAUAUAUAAGUGUUAACGGAAGCACACGCGCUUUAAAUCUAGACGAUGUCAAAUUUCGUGUAGCCCACGGUCUUCAAUUUUAUAUCACACUUGUUGGGAUUAAUGUCUUGGGACUUAAAGCAAAAAUCACUUCGUCUGAAAUAAUUGUCGAUUGGCAACCUCCUUUAGCAAACAAACUUCGGGAUGGUGAUGGAAUGAGCGAUCUUGAGUUUCAAACAGAUAAUACACGUAUUGUUGCAAACUGGGAUAAAUUUGUCGAUGCUGAGAGUGGAGUUGUUAAGUAUCUUUUCUGCGUUGGAACUGCAGUAGAAAUGUGCGACGUUUUGAACAAGACUUCAGCUAAUUCCAGCUUAAUCGCUGAAGCAUCAGUAGCCUUGGAGCACUCUUAUACCUAUUUUGUCACUGUAACAGCAGUUAAUGGCGCUGGCUUAUCAACAAUUAUUUCUACAGAUGGAGUAACAAUUGACCGAACAGCACCAGUUGUUCAAGGAUUUUCUAUACUAUCUUCAAUAAAGUCAAAUGAGAAUACAAGUAAUAGUCUCGGCCACUUGAGAAUUUCACAUAUUUCUACACGCAAACAUGAUAUAACUGCAACAUGGGACUACAUCGGUGACGAUGAGAGCAACAUUAAACACAUAUCUGUUUGUGCGGGCAAGAGAAAUGAAACGUGUGAUUUAAGGGAAUGGCAAAGAUGUGGAACACAAGCCUCUUCAUGCAUCCUGCACUUUCCCACAAAUCUUAGACCAGGUGACCUUUUUGUGCUUAGGCUUUCGGUAAAGAAUGGUGCGGGCCUAAUGACUUUCGCACAAACAGGGAAGGUCCUCGUGGACACAAGCUCACCAAAUGUAGGAACCAUUCAAAUUAAUGGACAAGUAAACGGGCGAAAUAACGUUAUACUGUUGCAGCACGGGCAACCAAUACGUGUUUCUUGGCAAGGAUUUGAAGAUGCUGAAACAAACAUUCGUGAGUACCAAUGGAAAGUAUGUUAUGCAGCACAGACAGACUCUUGUCUUAACAAUUUUGUGAACGUCGAUUUAAGAACAAGUAUAACUUUUAAUGACACCGGAAUCGAGCAUGGAGUAGAGUACCGUAUAGUAGUGAAAGCUGCGAACUUUGCUGGAUUGGAGACCAAAUCAUUUUCAAAUUCAUUUAUUCUUGAUAAAACUCCACCUGACAUAGGGAAGAUUACCACCAUCAGUAGGAAUGGCUAUCAAAGUUCUCCUUCUCAAAUAUCUGUAGCAUGGAAUGGCUUUUACGAUGCAGAAAGUGGAAUUUCUCGCUAUGAGGUCUGUGUUGGUACAAUGGAAGGAGUAUGUGAUGUUUCUGCUUAUCGAAGCGUUGGUUUGAGCACUGCGACCGUUGUUCGUAACUUAAAUCUUACUCAAAAUGCGACUUAUUUCACCACAGUGCAAGUCACUAAUGGUGCAGGUCAAACCAGUUUUUCCUCGGCAAGUGGCACGACUAUAGACCAGACUCCGCCAGUUGGAGGUUCUACACCACGAGAUGGCAGCAAUGGUGAUCAAGCUGUGACAUUAAAAGGCAUUUACAUCGAAUAUAACUGGGACGAGUUUAGUGAUCCAGAAUCAGGAAUUUGGAAGUACGUCAUUUGCGCUGGAUCAGUUGAAGGAGCUUGCGAUUUGUCGUUGAAAGUGACAGUUGUAGACGUGCUUAAGGCAAGUUUACGCAUUGGACCAGAUGUUAGUUCCGGCACAAAAGCCUAUUCAACUUUAUGGGUCUACAACAAUGCUGGUGGAGUGGUUGAGCGAUACUCGAAUGGAGUACUGCUAGAUGGAACACCACCUGAAAAUGGAAAUGUUAAAAUUACAUCUCCAAGCGUUUUGAUAAACAACGUAAUCCAUUUAUCCAAUCUGAAAAACCUGUGUACGUCCUGGCAUUCGUUUACUGAUUUGGAGACAAAGAUAGUAAGCUAUCAUUUUUCAUUAUGCUUGUAUGCAAACCAGCAAAAUUGCAGCGUAAAGCGACAAAGUGUGAACAAUCAAACGUCUUUGUGCAUUGAAAAUCCACCAAUGAUUGAAGGACAGAAGUACAUCAUUCAGAUCCUAGCAACAAACGAAGUUGGUCUUGUGUCUACUGCUGCGUCGAAGCCAUUCACACUUGACAAUAGUCCUCCCGACAUUGGUGUAAUUACUGUAUCAAACACAAUCGGUAAGCAGUUUGAUUUUAUCUCGACGAGCUUAUUAACGGAAUGGAAUGGUUUCAUUGAUCGCGAGAGUGGUAUAAAAGAAUAUCGUGUUUGUGUUGGAACCGAACCUGGGUUGUGUAAUAUCACAAACAAUGCGACCGUGGGAAAUGUCUUUCAUCAUACAUGGUACAAUCUUAGUUUACUCAACUCUGAAGAUUAUUUUGUCUCAAUAUGGAGCAUCAAUAAUGCUGGCCUGUCCUCCGAUUAUAUUUCCUCCGAGCCCUUCUCCGUUGACACAACAGCUCCACUGUCUGUUGAAAUUUUUGAUGGCUCAACUCAGCUUCGAGACAUUGAUUACCAACAAAAUAAGGAUCAACUAUUUGCCACAUGGUCAAAGCUUGAAGAUCCUGAUAGCGACAUAGUUUCGGUUAGCUGGUGUGUAAGCACAUCGUUUGACAGAUGCGAUGUCAUACAAAAAACAAGUAUUCCGGUCUCCUCGACAAAGCUAACCGCGUUUCUUCCUCAAAAAGCUCAUGACGGAAUAACGUAUUAUGUAUCAUUGACUGCAAUAAAUGGAGCAGGAUUAAGCACUACAACGAUAUCUGAUGGAGUCUCAAUUGAUAGUAAGGCUCCUACUGCCGGGAUCGUUGUCGCAAGUCAAAAUGGUAAAUUAAGAUAUCAAAACGGAAAUGAAGAUAUUCGUGUUCACUGGUUUGGAUUUAAAGACAAUCAAAGCAGUAUUCAAUCUUACGAAUUUUCUCUAUGCGAGGGACUGAACCGAUCAUCUUGUCUAUUGGAAGGUACGGGAGCUGGAACGGAAACAAAUGUAACAUUGAGGGUUGAUAUGCUCGAUCUGAAUCAUGGAAUGGAAUAUGUUGUCAUAGUUCGCGCAACCGACGUCGUUGGUUUGAACGUUGAAACUUUAUCGAACAAAUUCCUGAUCGACAAUACCAAUCCUGUUGCUGGUACAAUCUUAACUUCUGGUCCAUUCUUCAAUAAAACAGCGCUAAUCGCAGCGAGAUGGCUGGCUUUCUACGAUCCUGAAUCUGGUAUAUCUUACUACGAGAUUUGUCUUGGCACAGCACCAGACGAUUGCAAUGUCAUCGAUUUUAGGAAUGUUGGUUUGAACACAACGUACAUGUUUAACGGCUUAAACUUGCAGCAGAACGAAAAAUAUUACGUGACAGUGAAAGCAAUUAAUUUGGCGGGCUUAUCAUCGGAAGCUUCUUCGCUAGCUAUCACAGUCGAUAGAACUCCACCAAAAGAAGCUGACAAUGGAAAAAGAUGGAGCUCUGGCGACAUUUGUACAGAUGCAGUUCAAGGCUGUGUACAUAAUAUUUCAUCAGCAAAGAAAAACGACCGUUUAGAAAUUAACUGUAAAGAUGAUCUUAUCAGAAUGAAGUGGUCAAAGUAUGAAGAUAAGGAAACUGGUCUGACUUCAACUGAAUGGUGUCUUGAAACCGUGAACGGCACGUGUGACAUUUACGCUUGGCAUACAAUACCACGCAAUACACAAAGCGUUUCUGCAAUUGUACCCGAUCUCCACACAGCCAUUCAUGUUCGAGGCGUUGUUCGUUUGCGGAACGGUGUUGGAAAAUAUACACAGCUAACAUCUUCACUUUGCGUUCCCAAGAAAGAGCCUCCUCCUUUGGUAAACAUUUCGAUGUUUGAAGAUUGGAGUAAUCCUAGCCUUGUUUCAAACUACCAAAGAAAUUCUGAUGCAAUCUUCGUAAGGUGGUACAUUCCUGAAAACAGGUUUUCGAAUUUAAGCGUGCAUGUUGCUUUAGCAAUGCAAAAGAGAAAUUCUUUUAAUCAUACAAUAGGAAAUAAAUGGCGUGGUGAGCCACUUGUCUUUGACUUUGUAGAAGCUCCACGUGGAAAGAUCAACAUCACCUUCAGUGGUUCUCGAUUAGAAACGUACGUGAAAUAUCAUGUUAUUGUAAGGGUAUGCAACACGGUCGGACUUUGCACAGAUUCACAUGGGAAACAGUUUCAAAUCGUUCCUGACACUCCAAGUCCAAUGAAAGUUAUUACGAGCAAUGGUGCCGAAGGCGAAGAGAUAGAACGUUGGCAAAAGUAUGUAAGAAUACCCAAACUAACACGAAAAAUUGCCGACAACACUUUGUUUUUCUCAGAUCCGUCCAGUCUCUAUCUGAACACGAAACUCGAAGAUAACAAUAAAUCUGCUGUCACCAUUAAUAAUAUUCCCGUCACAUACGAAGCAAGAGUAAAUCGAGUUCUCUUUAACACGAACGAAACUCAAAACGAAACUCUGGUGAGUCAACAAAUGUUCAACAAUACGCACAUAUAUGGAAAUAAUGUGGUGUGUUGUUCAAAACAGAACAAGAAGCCGAGAUCCGUAAAUCCUGACCGCUAUUUUAUCCCAGUUUCAAAAACUACGUAUUUUGGAGUUUCUCUUAGUGUUUUGGACUCUAAUACCAUUGUUGUCUCGUCUUCAACAUAUGUAUAUUUCUUCUCUGUGGAUUCUUUCAAUAUCAAACCUAUUUUUAGUAUUUCACUCAAUGAUACGGCAGCACACGACAGUCAGGUGCAUUACAAAGCAAAGACGAAAAACGAUACCCUCCUGGUGUCAUUCGCAAAUAUUGUUUCUCUUUACAAAAAUAUUCAUGUCGAAACGUUGAACGCUUCGAGCGCCUCCGUCCAUCUGACUAAUUGUAAAUAUAGCAUGACGUCAAUGCCCCGUUAUUGUCAUGGUGACGACCGAUGGUCGACACACAAAAAUGUUGGAAGAAAGUUCGAAUAUGAUGGUAAAGGAACAAUUAUUGUAAGCGGUCAAGAUCCACGAAGCAAUAGUUGCGUUGUGGCAGUUUUUGUACAAGAAAGUGACGAAUGGCAUUUACGUCAAGUCAUUAUAACGGGCGAGAAUGUUAGUUUGUCUAUUAAUCAUCAGUAUAUGGUUGUAGCAAGCACAAAGAUAUUAAUAUAUACGAAAGCGUCAAAUUCAUCCUGGAAAAUUGAUCAAAUACUAUCUAAUAGCUUACGAGAAUCUCUGCUUGCCGACAAAACUGUCUAUUUAGCCACAAAAGUAGAUUUGCUUCUAGUUCUUUCGAAAAAUUCUCAGACAUUAAACGCAUACGAAAUAUCGACCACACAGAGGAGCACAAUUCGGAAAUGCAGUUACAAGUUUGCCUCAAAAAUCGAGUUGACCGGAAAUCUAGAUGUUUCCGAAAGCAAAGAGUUCAUAAUCGCAGUAGGAAUGACAUACAACAAAAAUGCCGGUGUCGUGUUGAUUAAUUACGAUCCUUCUCACGGAUGCGCCAAAAUUGGUGAAAUGACCAUCAAUGCAAAGUCUAACUUUGCAAACAAACACAUACUUCCAACGGUAGCAAUUAGCGAUACACAUUUGUUUCUAGGAACGCCAAAUAUCAAAACCUGGUCAUUAGACGAUGUUUCUUCCGGAUCUGGACGCCUAUAUGUUACAACAUUUUGUAAACGCAAUCACGUGCGCCAGAGACUUUAUAAUAAACAGCAGAGUGUGCUCAUAAAGUGCAUCCAGUGCCAUUCCGGGUGGAAAGCCUUUUCAGGUUUCGAAGAAGAAUGUGUUAAUUGCAUCAACAGCGUCUGUUCAAAUUCGAAUAGUGCACAUUUUAAGCUGGCAGAUGGUGCAAAUCAUCCACCACAUUUCAUGUCAAACCACACAAUAGUACAAAAUGCGUCCAUGGAUAAUUUAACCGUUACUGAAUGGGCAACAAGUCUCGAAAAUCAGGACUUUUACCUACCAGGCUCUAUUCAGAGUUAUGUGGUCCGGUUGGCACAGAUAUUGCCGACAGGAGCAAGAACUGAGUCAGAAACCUUCCCAUUCUCAAUCGACAACACUUCUCCAGAACCAGGCUCAGUUUUUGAUGGACCAGGAAGUGAUGCUUCCCAAAAUUGUUCAGCAAAUACGACUUUAAGCUCAAAACACCAAUGCACUAGCAGAAACUUCCUUGACACAGACAUAGACUACACGAAUGACACAUCUGAAAUCAGCGCAAGAUGGAAUGAUUUCAAAGAUAACGAGAGUAACAUUGCAGAACAGUUUUGGUGCAUCGGUUCGAGGCCUUUAAGUGACGAUUUACUAGCAUGCCAAAACGCUACUGACCAAUCAAAUAAGACCUUUAACGGCCUGUCGCUAAAUCAUAAAGAAAGCUACUAUGUUACUGUUAUAGUCUGUAACUACGCUGGAUUGUGUACGGCCAAGUCAAGUGACGGAGUGCUGGUUGACACUACACCUCCUGUUAUACACAGCGUAAUUGACGGACUUGUCGACAAUGACAUAGACUAUCAGGUAUUUACAAACGCUUUGUUCGGGCAAUGGAAAUCCAAAGAUCCGGAAAGUGGCAUCGCUUUUUACGAAAUAGGUUGGGGUAGUCAGCCUGGAAAAGACGAUGUCUGGGAAUUUCAAGAAGUUGGCAACAUUUCACUUUGGUACGCAUCAUUUGAAGAUGGAAAACUCAAAAAAGGGCAGAAAUUCUUCCUUACAGUGAAAGCUUAUAACGGAGCGGGUUUGGAGUCAGAACCUUUGACUUCCAAUGGCAUUACCGUUGGGAAAAGUGAAUACGUUUUCUCUAAGAAUGAUUCAGGUUUGUUCCUUUUUAACACAAUGAAUGUGGACGCCAAUGAAACUUUGGAAGAAGAAAACGUUGGAAACACAUAUGGCAGCGUCGAGGUUCCGCCCGGAGCUGUAGAAGAUAAAGUGAAAUUUCAAAUGUACAGUCUCGAUGAAAAAGAACUGAAAAAUGGCACAGUUGAUGACACGACAGUUGUUGACCCUGAUAACAGAAAACCAUCAAAGCAUUUCAAACUUGGGGAUUAUAGUUUUCAAAUUAAUGCUUACGAGCCAGAAAAUAACACGUUAAAGAGCCGUUAUCAGUUCAAAAAACCGAUAACGAUCACUUUGGUUUAUGAUGUUGAUCAAAUGCUCAAAAAGAAUCGAAAGGUUGUGACAGAUGAAGUAACGAGCAAAGAUAUCGAUCCUGUUUUACUACUCUGGGAUAAAGAGAAUCAAACAUGGUUCGAUGCAGCAAAAACAUGCCCGGAGCCAUGGAGUUCGGUGGACAAGAUCAAGAAGACCUUGAAAGUGAAAAUUUGCCAUCUCACACAGUUUGCAUUAUUUUGGACAUUUCAAGCAGAGAAUGGAAUCGUGGAGUUCAAGAGAGAAUUUAACGGUAGUGAUAUGCCUUAUGGGUACAUUGACAAAAACGACAGUGUGAUGUACGAUCCUAAACUUCAUAGUAAACAAAUGUUAUUACCACUGAUGAGACUCAAAGGUUCGACCGGAGAUAUAAAUAUAUCGUGGAAAGUCGAGUUUCAACAAAGUUCAUUCAAAGUAUCUCCUGAAUUAGGAGAAGUGCUUAUGAGGGAAGGCCAGUGGAAUUCAUCUAUGCGACUUCAAUUUUACUCCUUACCAGAAAAUGAAAAAGACGUCUACAUUUUUGUUCAUUUGUUUAAUAUUUCUGGAGGGGCAAGUUUUGGGAACACAACCCGAGUGAAAAUCGUGUUUUCUUCCAAAUUCUUCGUAUCGACGAAAACGAGGACUACAGACAAGAACAACUUGAUUUUCAACAUCGUCUUACCGUCAGUGGGUGCAUGCUUUGGCUUAAUCCUCAUAAUAUUGGUAAUAGUUAUUCUGUACCGACGAUGUUUUAGAAGAAGAGAGACAAGAGGACAGAGUCGACAGGUGGUGGUCAUGCAUCAGGCUAACCCAAUUUAUGAUGAAACAUCCUUCAUAUCUGCGAAGGAGUGAAUAUCGCAAACGAUUUUUUAAAACUUUAGCUUUUGUAUAAUCACAAUGCCAAAAUGGCGUAGGAUAAUUUUGUAGUUUCUAAUAUUUGGUUGUACUCAAACAUAACCAUUCAUAACUAAAUUGUAAUUAUUUCAAGAACUAUGAUUAAAAAUCCAUUUUUGUCA
This is a messenger RNA of Xenia sp. Carnegie-2017, 16328 nucleotides long. RefSeq lists its product as uncharacterized. The record is from RefSeq and is a predicted model, not a curated record. Gene Ontology annotation, molecular function: protein binding. The coding region runs from base 433 to 16164 and encodes 5243 amino acids. The transcript has 14 exons. NCBI's taxonomy places the organism in Eukaryota, Metazoa, Cnidaria, Anthozoa, Malacalcyonacea, Xeniidae.